Camelina sativa (false flax) is the source of this 918-nucleotide messenger RNA. The record is from RefSeq and is a predicted model, not a curated record. Lineage: Eukaryota; Viridiplantae; Streptophyta; Magnoliopsida; Brassicales; Brassicaceae.
AUGGCUCUUACUGGAAACAAUCCACAGUUUAUUUGUGAGCUUCUCCAAUCUCUUAAUAAAGAGUUCCGCAUGAAGGAUCUUGGACCCCUCAGUUACUUCCUUGGACUGCAGGCUCACUAUCAUCCUGCAGGUUUGUUUCUAAAUCAGCAUAUGUAUGCAGAGGAUUUACUUUUAGCAGCAGGAAUGGCUGAUUGUGCUCCGACUUCAACACCACUGCCUUUGGAGCUUCAAAAAGUCAAAGGACAGGAAGAUCUCUUUGAUCAGCCUACUCACUUUCGCAGUUUGGCUGGUAAGUUGCAAUAUCUCACUCUUACUAGACCAAACAUACAAUUAACGGUCCAUCUUGUAUGUCAACGCAUGCAUGCGCCUACUGUUGCGGAUUUCAAUCUGCUAAAACGCAUAAUCCGUUACAUCAAAGGUACUAUUGACUAUGGUGUUUCCUUCUCAAAGAAUGCUGAUUUCACCUUAAGAGCAUACAACGACAGCGACUAUGCAGGCUGUCCAACAACCAGUCGCUCUAUAGGUGGUUACUGCACCUUUCUAGGGAACAAUCUCAUCUCCUGGUCUGCAAAACGUCAGACGUCCGUGUCUCGCAGCUCCACUGAAGCAGAGUACCGAUGUUUAUCAGAUACUGCAGCUGAGGUCAAUUGGUUAAGGGAUCUUCUCGCAAACAUUGGCAUGCCACUCACACAUGCUCCAGAGUUGUACUGUGACAACUUCUCUGCUGUCUAUCUUUCUGCGAACCCGACACUUCACAAGAAAACCAAACAAAGGGAACUAUGGUUGUCUAUCACAUUCCAGCAAAGUACCAACUUGCUGACAUUUUCACUAAAUCCUUGCCACUUCAAGUUUUCAAUGAACUCAGAUACAAAUUUGGUGUGGUCUCUCCAUCCACACAAAGUUUGUGGGGGGAUGUAA